AUGCAAGCCACAACAUUUUUCUCCCCUCUGGCUGGCGUUCACAGCAUUCUUAAAGCACGUGAAAUUUGCUAUUUAACUUUGAGGCUUCCUUGCCUUAACUUGCCUCAACUUCAAGUUGAACUCAAGCAAACCAACGGCAACAACAAACUUAGCGAAGAUAAGAAAACUGAGCUUUUCAGGGAAUUGUUCUUCAAUGACGUUAGUGAAUUUCCCAUGGUGCGAAUUUAG
Molecule: messenger RNA, 228 nt
Organism: Clunio marinus
Lineage: Eukaryota; Metazoa; Arthropoda; Insecta; Diptera; Chironomidae
Source: the annotation of a GenBank genome assembly